Molecule: messenger RNA, 408 nt
Organism: Ectocarpus sp. CCAP 1310/34
Lineage: Eukaryota; Phaeophyceae; Ectocarpales; Ectocarpaceae
Source: the annotation of a GenBank genome assembly
AUGGUGCCUACGCUAAGCGAAAAGGGAGUAAAGGGUGCUUACUCCUUGGAGAUUCACAGUGAUCAUGCUGUAGAGGUAGAAGAGCUGCCAGAGACCACGUCCAGGACGAUAGCGGCCGAGUGGGGCACACAAACAGCUGGCGGUAGUCACAUUCAUCCGGAUUGGAAGAAGAACCCUUGUUUUCAUCUCAAACUACGCACCACGGGACCCACCAAGGUGAGGAUAUCCCUCUCUCGCCCCGAGAAAGACUGGAAGAACAAGUGCAUCAGGGACUCGGUCGGCUGCAUGAUGGGCUUUUACCUAAUGUCAGGCUCGAAGCCAAACCGCAACCAGGCAAUAUUCCACGAGGCCCUUUCUUUGUUUCGAUUGCCACCACGGACGCCGACUUUUCUCUUAGAAGGUCAGUAA